AUGAGGAGAAACCUUCGCCCUGCAAUCCCCAAAUCAGGAGAAACCUUCACCCCAAUCCCCAAAUCAGGAGAAACCAUCACCCUGUCCCCAAAGCCUGAGAAACCUUCACCCCAAUCCCCAAAUCAGGGCCACCCCUCCGCACCCCAACUCAGGCUGAGUAACCUUCACCCCCAUCCCCAAAUCAGGAGUAACCUUCACCCCCCAUCCCCAAAUCAGGAGAAACCUUCACCCUCCGUCCCCAAAUCAGGAGAAACCUUCACCCCAAUCCCCAAAUCAGGAGUAACCUUCACCCUCCGUCCCCAAAUCAGGAGUAACCUUCACCCUCCGUCCCCAAAUCAGGAGUAAC
Oncorhynchus keta (chum salmon) is the source of this 346-nucleotide messenger RNA. Its product is annotated as protein phosphatase 1 regulatory subunit 35-like. The record is from RefSeq and is a predicted model, not a curated record. The coding region runs from base 1 to 345 and encodes 114 amino acids. The transcript has 3 exons. NCBI's taxonomy places the organism in Eukaryota, Metazoa, Chordata, Actinopteri, Salmoniformes, Salmonidae.